This is a messenger RNA of Ornithorhynchus anatinus (platypus), 2496 nucleotides long. It is a transcript of the gene MRM3, whose product is annotated as mitochondrial rRNA methyltransferase 3. The coding region runs from base 1 to 1296 and encodes 431 amino acids. NCBI's taxonomy places the organism in Eukaryota, Metazoa, Chordata, Mammalia, Monotremata, Ornithorhynchidae. The record is from RefSeq and is a predicted model, not a curated record. Gene Ontology annotation, biological process: RNA processing. Gene Ontology annotation, molecular function: RNA binding; RNA methyltransferase activity. The transcript is spliced from 4 exons.
AUGGCGGCGUUGGCGCUGCGGGCGGUGGCGGCGCUGCGGGCCCCGGGGGUGCGGGGGCCGGACGGGCGGCGCGGGGUGAGGGCGCUGAGGCGGACGCCCGUCAGGGUGCUGCCUUCGGCCGCCGAGAACCGAGCGCGGGAAGGGCAGGAGGAGGAAGCCGAAGCCGCCGCCGCCGCCCCGGGUCGGAAGCCCAAGCGGCGGCCGCCGUCCGGUCCUUGCGCCCUGACCCCGCCCGUGACCCCGCCCGUGACCCCGGCCCCGACCACGUUGGAGUCGGCCGGCCUGCGCUUCCACAAGGCCCUGCCCGGGGACAGCAGGCUGCGGAAAGUGAUUACGAUUGUCAAGUCGCGGUCGUUCCGGGACAGGGAAGGGAAGAUUCUGCUGGAGGGCCAGAGGCUGAUUAUCGACGCCCUGACAGCCGGUGCGGUGCCCAAGACUCUCUUCUUCAGCCGCGCGGAGGACGUGAAGAAGCUGCCGCUGGAUAAGCUGAAGGGGGCCGAGCUCAUCAAGGUCAAGUUCGAAGACAUCAAAACCUGGUCUGACCUGGUGACCCCACAGGGACUAAUAGGGAUUUUCGCCAAACCCGACCACACCAAGGUCAAGUACCCGGCGAUGCAGCUCCACAACACCCUGCCCUUGUUGCUUAUCUGUGACAGCCUGCGGGACCCGGGAAACCUGGGCACCAUCCUGAGGUCGGCGGCUGCGGCGGGCUGCAGCAGAGUGCUGCUCACCAAAGGUUGUGUGGAUGCUUGGGAGCCCAAGGUGUUGAGGGCAGGGAUGGGGGCGCACUUCCAAGUGCCCAUCCUCUCCAACCUGGAGUGGGAGACCCUCCCCGACUACCUGCCCCCCGAGACCACCGUCCACGUGGCCGACAACUGCGGCCGCUUCGCCCAGGCCCGGCUGUCCGAAAGAGGCCAAGAACGCCGCCUGAAGUGCGACCGGCGCUACCUGAAGUUUCACCGGCCGGAGGAGUCGGGCGACGAGGGAGGGGACCCGUCGGAGGGCUGGCUCCCCGACGUCUUCCUGCAGACCUACGACGAGGAGUGGACGGAGGCCCCGGCGACGGCGGUGGUGGUGGGCGGAGAGACCCGCGGCGUCAGCCUGGAGUCCCUGGAGCUGGCCGGGAGCACGGGGGGCAGGCGGUUGCUGAUCCCGGUGGUGCCGGGCGUGGACAGCCUGAACUCCGCCAUGGCCGCCAGCAUCCUGCUGUUCGAGGGGAAGCGACAGCUGCGGGCGAGGGAGGGGCGAGGGGGCGGCCCGCGCCGGGUCGCGGAGGGUUACGCGGACCCCGCCUAGGAGCCGUGGGCUCCCUCCAGCCUGGGGUCUGGGGCCUCCCUGGCCGCUCGGGCCGUUCCCUCCUUCCCUCCCUGCCGUGGGCUUCCGUCCGCGCUCAGAGGGCGACUUUCCGGGCCCGGCGUUCCCCGUUUCUGGGCUGCGUGUGGUGGCGGAGCCCCCCGGGACCUUCUUCCCGGGAUCCCUCCCCAACCGCAGGCCUGCCCUUCUCUGCCAGGCCUGCAGAGGGCAGCAGCAGCCAAAAGGCCAGAAGCCCCCCGGGAUGGAGAAAUGUCCCCAACUCCAACUUACGGCCCGUCGGCUUGGACGGUCCGGUCGCCGCCUCUCCUUCCCUCGUUCCGCGCCGUCGGAAGACUCGCCGGACGCGGCCCUCGGUUCGCCCCGCGGAACCGGGCGGAGACGAACGGACCGGCGCCCCGGGCCGGGAGCUCCGUCGGAGCUGCCGACGGAAACGGCGCUUCCCAAAGGAACUCAGCGGUCCCGGGAGCGACGGAGUUGGGGCGGGGAGGUGGGCGCCGGGCCCGGAGGCUGCCGAUCUGCCGGCAGGGGAGAUUGUAGGCGGCACAGCCCAACACGGGGCAGUGCGGGCAGGGGCAGGGCCGGGUCACUCGAUUUGUCCAGAGGGCUCAGGCUCCGGUUUGAAGCGUUAACCCGGCGGAUGGUAUUAAAAAGCAUCUCCCCCAUCUGGGACGUCACCGAACUGCCAAAUGCUGAUUCCGUCUUCACCGCCGGGCCAAUGCUGAGGACGCGGUUGGGGGUCCGUCCCACCGGGAAUGUGAACGCGCGCUGGGCCUUGUUUGUUCAGGCGCCCGGGGGGUGGUGCGGAGGAACGUUGGAUCGGCCCCAGUCGAAAUGGAACAGAUUUUCUUUUGGACGGGACGGGAGCAGCUUGGUUCCUGAGGCCAGCUCGCCAACUGCAGACUGUGGUGGGGAGCCGGUUUCCGCUCUUCCCGUGGUGAGCCCAGCCCCCGCGGGGCCGGACUGAGGGAGAGAGGAGAGCGAGCGAGCUGCUAAGUUCCCUUCAGCCCAAGCCCCCGCUCCCAGGGAGCUUUUCCGAAAAGGUGCCGGAGAUGGAGAUUGACCAGGUUCCCUGAGGGCGGGAUUAGGUCCUCCUCUUGUCCCAAGCACUAGCAAAUGCUCAGCAGCCCUUGGUAUCCUGCUCAGCACCCAGUAGGCGCUCAAUAAAUGUGAUGGAUCGAUGGA